Messenger RNA from Penicillium brasilianum, 2008 nucleotides. Lineage: Eukaryota; Fungi; Ascomycota; Eurotiomycetes; Eurotiales; Aspergillaceae. The record is from the annotation of a GenBank genome assembly.
UUAACAACGGCUCCCGGAGCCAUUGUGGUCGCCAUCUUGAUUGUCAAAAAUCCAAAUGGAACCUGUAAAUUAAUUCAAGAGGGGAGAACGGGGUAGUGUUGGUGGAGGGACACACAGGGAAAUUCUGCGAGGUUCUGGGGCGGUGAUGAAGCUUGGCGCUGAUUAGUGAGUUGAGCUUCGGCCACCGCAGCUCUCUGCUACAUCACCAACUCAUCCAUCCGCGUUUUACCUGUCUGCCCGUCGCUCUUCAAUUUUUUGAAGAUUCAACAGCGCUCAAUCUCCUUCUACACCUAGACAUCUUCUCUUCUUUGAUUUCGUCGCCCUUGUCCUUGCCCUUGCUCCCCAGCCCUGGGCUGUCAACACCUGCAUCAUGCCUAGCGCCACGGGCUCGAACUGGGAGAAGUACCAGAAGAACUUCGCGGAUGAUGAGGAGCCGGAGAAGAAGAUCACGCCCCUCUCAGAAAGUGACAUCGCAGUACUUAAGACCUACGGCGCGGCCCCCUACGCAAACGCCCUCAAGAAGCUCGAGAAGGAUAUCAAGGACAAACAAGCAAGCGUCAACGAGAAAAUCGGCGUGAAGGAAUCCGACACCGGUCUCGCACCUCCACACCUUUGGGAUGUCGCCGCCGACCGACAACGGAUGGCCGAAGAGCAGCCUCUACAGGUUGCUCGCUGCACAAAGAUUAUUCAGGAUGAGAAGGACUCCGACAAAAGCAAAUAUGUCAUCAACGUGAAACAGAUCGCCAAGUUCGUUGUCAACCUAGGAGAGCGUGUCAGCCCCACAGAUAUCGAGGAAGGCAUGCGAGUCGGUGUCGACCGGAAUAAAUACCAGAUCAUGCUACCACUCCCGCCCAAGAUCGAUCCCAGUGUGACGAUGAUGACGGUCGAAGAUAAGCCAGAUGUUACAUACGGUGAUGUUGGUGGAUGCAAAGAGCAGAUUGAGAAGCUACGAGAAGUUGUCGAGAUGCCGUUGCUAUCGCCAGAGCGAUUCGUGAACCUCGGUAUUGAUCCGCCCAAGGGUGCUCUGCUCUACGGACCUCCUGGUACCGGUAAGACUCUUUGUGCCCGUGCUGUUGCCAACCGGACGGACGCGACUUUCAUUCGUGUGAUUGGUAGCGAGUUGGUGCAGAAAUACGUUGGAGAGGGUGCUCGGAUGGUCCGUGAGUUGUUCGAAAUGGCCCGCACGAAGAAGGCUUGCAUCAUCUUUUUCGACGAAAUCGAUGCUGUCGGCGGUGCUCGUUUCGAUGACGGUGCUGGUGGUGAUAACGAAGUUCAGCGUACUAUGCUUGAGCUGAUUACGCAGCUGGACGGUUUCGAUGCCCGUGGUAACAUCAAGGUCAUGUUCGCCACUAACCGUCCUUCUACUCUGGAUCCGGCGCUCAUGCGUCCCGGUCGUAUCGAUCGUAAGAUCGAGUUCUCCUUGCCCGAUGUCGAGGGACGGGCCAACAUUCUGCGCAUUCACGCUAAGAGCAUGUCCGUCGAGCGGGAUAUCCGAUGGGAACUGAUCUCUCGUCUCUGCCCCAACGCAACCGGUGCGGAGCUGCGCAGUGUCGCAACCGAGGCCGGUAUGUUCGCCAUUCGGGCGCGGAGAAAGGUGGCUACGGAGAAGGACUUUUUGGCAUCGGUGGAGAAGGUCAUCAAGGGCAACCUCAAGUUCAACUCCACGGCGACGUACAUGCAGUAUAACUAGAACUAAAGGGACUGGUCUUCUUUGCAUGGGCAUGGCAGAAUGGGCUGUACGAUCAUCUCUUAUUUUGCCAUUUGCAGCUUAAGCUCUCAAUGUGCACGAAUCUAUAAUCAACGGGUUUGUUGUGCCCAAAUUAGUAGUUUUCCUUAGAAUCGUAUAUCGCAUGCCGUAGCAAGGAGGUGAUCGAUACUAGCUUCCAUCGUUUGGUCACCUGACUGGAUGAACCCAGCUAGCAAGUAAGGUUUCCCAUAAGCUUGCACCCACAUGACGAACAACCUUUGUAUCAUGUGACUUCGCGUGCAUAGCUGUAUUCGAAUCAAU